AUGACGAUGAUGAUGAUGAUGCUGACGAUGAUGAUGAUAACGAUGGUGAUAAUGGUAAUGAUGAUAAUGGUAAUUAAUGAUAAUGACGAUGAUGAUAACGAUGGUGAUAAUGAUAAUGAUGAUAAUGGUAAUGAUGAUGAUGGUGAUGAUGACGAUGAUGAUGAUGGAUGA
This is a messenger RNA of Loa loa (African eye worm), 171 nucleotides long. RefSeq lists its product as hypothetical. The record is from RefSeq and is a predicted model, not a curated record. NCBI's taxonomy places the organism in Eukaryota, Metazoa, Nematoda, Chromadorea, Rhabditida, Onchocercidae. The transcript has a single exon. The coding region runs from base 1 to 171 and encodes 56 amino acids.